This is a messenger RNA of Arctia plantaginis, 1236 nucleotides long. The record is from the annotation of a GenBank genome assembly. Lineage: Eukaryota; Metazoa; Arthropoda; Insecta; Lepidoptera; Erebidae.
AUGUUUUGCCAAGUGAAAGUUUCCCAAGGUGUCUUACAAGGCAAAGAGUGCAAGACUUUUUAUGGUAAAAAAUACUACAGCUUCGAGGGUAUACCGUACGCUAAACCACCUAUAGGAAGACUUCGAUUUAGGGAUCCUCAGGAACCGGAAAACUGGACAGGCAUCCGUGACGCAACCAAACCAGGAAACAAAUGCUGCCAGUUAAAUCCUUAUGGCAACACUGCUUUUGAAGGCUCUGAAGAUAGUCUUUAUCUAAAUGUAUACACACCAAGCUUACCAGUUGAAAAAAUAGAAAAACUACCAGUUUUCUUUUUCGUCCAUGGCGGUCGACUUAUAUUUGAAAAGGCCAAGAUGGUCGCCUCCAAUUUAGGAAAAGAUCUGACAGAUCCCAAUAGACUGUAUGAAUUUUUAGUCGAUGUUCCGAUUGAAGAUUUGUUAAUUGCUUUUAGCGUUGUAGAAAUGAGUAAACCGCCAUCUGUGAUCGCUGCUGUCUUUACGCCAGUAGUUGAGAAAAAAUUUCAUGGCGUUGAAAACUUUUUCAUCGAACACCCCCGGGUUGAUAUACCAUUGAAUCGUUUUAAUAAAGUGCCUUUAUUAAUUGGCAUGCAUUCACACGAAGGUGCAUUAUUUUUACAAAGAGAUUCAGAAGGCAAAAUCAUUUUUGAAGAGGAUUUCUACUUUUUCGUGCCUACACAGUUGUGUAUAGAACGUGAUAAUAAACAAGUUGCCAUAAUAGAAAAAAAGCUUCGUGAAUUUUAUUUUAACAAUAGAGAUGUGAACGAAAAAACUAUAUCGGCAUAUAUCGAUAUGGUUUCGGAUCGUUACUUUAGUUUCGAUAUAAUGCAUAAUAUUGAGGUGAUAUCGAAGUUUUCUCCGAAUGUUUAUGCAUUCAGGUUUCAAUAUAACGGUAAUAUGAAUACUAGAAUUAUGAAGAAUUUGGGAUUGGAAGGGGGCUCUCAUGGUGAUAUGAUACAAUACCUGUUUUAUAGAAAAUGCAAACACGAGAGAGCCACAGAAAAAGAUUUACAAAUUGUGGAAAUGUUGAGCGAAGCUUGGUAUAACUUUGCUAAAAAUGGAACACCAUCUUGGAGUGGUCAGAAAACAAAAUGGCUGCCGUAUACACCGACAGAAAAACUAACACUAGUUAUAGAUCGUAAUAUUGAAUUAGUUCGAAACCCUGAUACACAUCGAUGGAAAUUUUGGCAAGGAAUUAUUGGGGAAUCUUCAAAGUUAUAA